AUGGCGUUUAGGUCUCUGACAGAAAGUUUCACGUUUAUGAGAAAUAAUGCAUUCCAAAACAGGAGUUUCUAUCGUGACGAUAAAUCUGAUCAAGAAUCAUUGGUAUCCAAAUCUAAAAAUAAAGCUCCUGUCAAUAACUCUACUAAGAAGUUACGUAAUGAAUGGCAAACCACAGUCAAUUCACUUCAGUAUACGUUCAGCAUGAUACGACAAAAAAUGAAAGAAGUUAUUGCUCUUCAUGAUAGACAUCUCAUGGCUUCGAAUUUGGAUGACAACUUAGAUGAAGAUCAGGAAAUAGAGUUUCAAACUAAAGAGCUUACUCAGUUGUUUAAUCUAUCACAUAGCCAACUUGGCCAGUUAUCCAAAUUGAAACGUUCCUCAGCUAUGUGGCAACAAUCGCAAGAAGCCAAGUUGGCAGAAAACGUUGUUUGUAAUCUGGCGCGAACUCUUCAAGAUCUCUCAGUGGCAUUUCGAAAGGCACAAUCAGAAUAUCUAAAUAAACUUCGAUCCAGAGAUGAACGAAUACGUAGUUACUUAAAUAUAGAUUUAAAUAUAGGAGAUACAUCAUCAACAUCAAACAACCUGGUAAAUGAGUUUGAAGAUGGUGAUUAUGCUGUUUGGGAAUCACAAAAACAAAGACGGAGUUUAUUACUUACAGAAAAUACAAACAUGGUUGUACAACGUGAACAAGAAAUUCAUCAGAUUGUUCAGUCUAUUCAUGAAUUGAAUGAGAUUUUUCGCGAUGUUGCACAAAUGGUUGUGGAUCAAGGGACAUUAGUGGAUCGUAUCGAUUAUAAUGUGGAGCAUACUCAAAUUCGAGUUGAAGAGGGUUUAAAGCACUUGACAAAAGCUCAAAGUCACCAAUCGAAGGAUCGUAAAAUGAUUGUUAUCCUUGUAUUGGCUGGAUUGGUCAUUAUAUUCGGUGUUCUACUGAUUGUUACCAAAUUUCGAUAA
Molecule: messenger RNA, 954 nt
Organism: Schistosoma intercalatum
Lineage: Eukaryota; Metazoa; Platyhelminthes; Trematoda; Strigeidida; Schistosomatidae
Source: the annotation of a GenBank genome assembly